UAUGAUCUUAGUGCACUACUGUAUAUUAAUGAAUUUUUAGAUUUCCCUGAAGUGAACUGGGUAGUGCAGAUGGAUUGUCCAGAAGAUGCUAACACUUAUAUACACAGGGCAGGCAGAACCGCUCGAUACCAUAAAGGUGGAGAAUCACUGUUGGUUCUAUUACCAUCUGAAAAGGAGGCAAUGUUGAAACAUUUGGAGAAAAAGAAGAUACCUAUUAAUGAAAUCAAAAUCAACCCUGCAAAGCUAACUAAUCCACAAGUGAAGAUGGAAGCCUUUCUAGCUAAAAAUUCUAGCCUCAAGGAGAGUGCUCAGAGAGCAUUUGUGGCGUACUUUAAAUCUGUCUUUUUAAUGAAGGAUAAAAAAGUGUUCAAUGUCAGUGCAUUGGAUCCAGAAGCUUAUGCGAGGUCAUUGGGAUUGGUUGUUUCUCCUCGAAUCAGAUUCCUUCAGAAACAUAACAAGGGUCUAGUACAAAAUACAAAAAAGAUGGAACCAGAAUUACCUUCGCAUGAAACUAAGGAUGUGACAGAAACUGAGCAGGAAUCUCACAACAGUGAUGUGGUUCAGCAGCCAGUGAAACUGGAGAGAGAAGAAAUCCUAACCCACUUUACAGCAGGUAACUUUGACAGUGAUGAAGAAUUGCUUGUUAUUAAAAACCAUCCAGAUCACAAAUCAGAAGAGAUUUGUUCUGAGGAAGAUGAGAAUGAAAAUGUCUUGUCAUAUAUGACAGAAACAUUAACCAAAAAGCCAAUUACAAAAGCUGCACUAGUAAAAAAAAUGUUGAAAAAUAAAUGUGUAUUAAAUAAAAAAACUGUAUUUACGGAAAAUGAAGAAGUUUUGGAGAAUGAAGUUAAAGUAAAAACUUUAGACGAUGAAAGUAAUGCUGCUGUUGGAAGGUUUAAUAUUAUUAAAGAAGCUGCUAGCACCAUGAAAGCUGAGGACAAAAAUGAUAUUAAGAGUUUCAGAGAAAAAUUGAAGCUGAAACACAGAGAGAAAAAGUUAAAAGAGAAGAAGCUCAAGAAGAAGGAGGAAAGUGAUGAAGAAAUUGAUGUCUACAGUGGAAGUGAAAGUGAUGGCAGUGAACCUGAUCUAUCCUGGUUGCCAGAUCCUGACAAGGUUUUUGGAAAAAAUGCAGAAAGUGAUAUUUCGGAGAAUGAAAGUGAAGAUGAAAAAGAUUCAAAUGAAAGCUCAUCUGAAUUAGACAGUAAAAGAAAAAGGAAACAUAAUGAGUGGAAAUCAAAUAAAAAGUACAAAAAAUCUCAGAAUACAUUUGAUGAUGAACCAUUGAAUGGAGGAACGUCUCUUAAAGAAGAUGAAGAACUUGUAUUAAAAUUCUUAUCCUCUAAAAGAUAGCAUAAAGCAUCCUUUAUAUUUUAGUUAUGUAAUCUAUUAAGGUUUCACAUUAAAAUAUAAGUUUUAUUGUAGUUUGUUAUUAAUGUAUAUUUAUACUAUGUGUAAUUAAAGAAGUGUAAUUAAAGUGUUUUGUACCUUAA
Homalodisca vitripennis (glassy-winged sharpshooter) is the source of this 1490-nucleotide messenger RNA. RefSeq names its product probable ATP-dependent RNA helicase DDX10. The annotation marks the transcript as partial. Gene Ontology annotation, cellular component: nucleus. NCBI's taxonomy places the organism in Eukaryota, Metazoa, Arthropoda, Insecta, Hemiptera, Cicadellidae. The record is from RefSeq and is a predicted model, not a curated record. The transcript has 6 exons. Gene Ontology annotation, biological process: rRNA processing.